CGGCGUGAGGCGGGCCCAUGCAGGCAGGAGGCGGUGCCGCGGGGCCAAGCCAGGGGCGAGGAGGAAGCGAGCGCUGAGGCAGCGGCGGGCGGUGGUUGGCCGGCGCUGCCUCGCCUGAAAAGGCUGCCGAGCCGGGAGGGAGCCGCGGGCUGAUACCGCUGCGGCCCCGCCGGGGCGGUACGGACUGAGCCCGUCCUAGGAGCAUGCGGCGGCGGGAGGAGGAGGAGUAAAGAGCCGUGGCAGCGCCUCCGCUGAGAGCGGACUCCGGGAGGAAGAUGGAGCCCUUUCCCAGCGAUCAAAUUCAGUUACCCAGGAAUAUGAUUGAGAAUAGUAUGUUUGAAGAGGAGCCCGAUGUGGUUGACCUGGCAAAAGAGCCUUGUUUACAUCCACUGGAGCCUGAUGAAGUGGAAUAUGAACCAAGAAGCUCUCGUCUCUUGGUGCGUGGCCUUGGAGAGCAUGAAAUGGAUGAUGAUGAGGAGGAUUAUGAGUCAUCAGCAAAAUUGUUGGGGAUGUCCUUCAUGAACAGAAGCUCGAGUCUGCAGAAUAACAUGUCUGCAUAUAGACAAAAUCCAAAUGGGUCAUGCUCAGUUCCCUCUACGAGGACCUUGGUGGUUUGCACAGUUGUUUUUGUGAUUGCAUUUUCAUUAAUAAUAGUGAUUUAUCUUCUUCCCAAGUGUACAUUUACCAAAGAAGGCUGCCAUAAAAAAAAUCAUACAAUGGAACUAAUAUAUCCUUUGGCAACCAAUGGAAAACUAUUUCCAUGGGCAAAAAUUAGACUUCCUCCUGAUGUUGUACCACUGCACUAUGAUCUUGUCUUGCAGCCAAAUUUAACUACUCUGAAAUUUACAGGCUCCGUAAAAAUAGUGGUCAACAUCCUCCAUGUAACUCAGAAGAUUGUAUUUCACAGCUCAGGACUUAAUAUCACCAAGGCGACAAUUACUUCAGCACAAGGGCAGCAAGCAAAGCCAGUUGAAUUCCUGGAAUAUCCAUUGCAUGACCAGAUUGCACUCAUGGCUCCGGAGGCUCUCCUUGCUGGACAGAAUUACACUGUCGACAUGGAAUAUUCAUCUAAUUUAUCAGACACCUACUAUGGCUUCUACAAAAUUUCUUACAAGGAUGAGAACUCUAAGCAAAGGUGGUUUGCAGCAACUCAGUUUGAACCUCUGGCAGCAAGGUCUGCUUUUCCAUGCUUUGAUGAACCAGCACUUAAAGCUACUUUUUUAAUCAAGAUCAGAAGGGAUGAGAAACUUUCCACUCUGUCAAAUAUGCCAAAGAAAGCCACUACACCUGUGACAAAUGGAAUUGUUCAAGAUGAGUUUUUUGUGAGUUUGAAGAUGAGCACCUAUCUACUAGCUUUUGUUGUUGCAGACUUGAAAAACAUCAGCAGGGAAACUAAUGGGACUCUGGUAUCUGUCUAUGCCGUACCACAGCAUCUAAACCAGGUUGGGUAUGCCCUAGACACAGCAGUGAAGCUUCUGGAAUUUUACCAAAAAUACUUUUUUAUGAAAUACCCUCUUGAAAAAUUAGAUCUGGUAGCAAUUCCUGAUUUUCAAUCUGGUGCAAUGGAAAAUUGGGGCUUGAUCACCUUCCGAGAAACAACACUCUUAUUUGACAACAACACUUCUUCAGCAAGGGAUAAAAAGCUAAUAACUGCAGUGAUAGCACAUGAGCUUGCCCAUCAGUGGUUUGGCAAUCUAGUAACUAUGGAAUGGUGGAACGAUCUCUGGCUGAAUGAGGGAUUUGCCACAUUCAUGGAAUACUUUGCCAUGGAGGAGGUUUUUCCAGAAUUACGUUCAGAUGAAGAUUUCCUUACUUUAAUUUUCAAGGCUAUGAUGAAGGAUGCCUUGAAUUCUUCACAUCCAGUCUCUUCUUCUGUUCAGUCUUCAGAGCAAAUUGAAGAAAUGUUUGAUGCUCUUUCUUACAUCAAGGGGGCUUCACUUCUUUUGAUGCUGAAGCAUUAUCUCACUAAGGAUGUUUUCCAAGCUGGCAUUGAGGUAUACUUGCAUAAUCACAGCUAUGGAACUGCCCAGAGUGAUGACCUGUGGGACAGCAUGAAUGAGAUUACCAAUGGAACACUAGAUGUAAAAAAAAUGAUGAAGACUUGGAUUGUGCAUAAAGGAUUUCCUUUAGUCACGGUUGUCCGAAAGGGAAAGAUUAUUUCAGUACAACAGGAGAAAUUCUUGUAUCGUGUGGAACCGGAAAAUUGGACAUCAGAUGCAAGUUACCUGUGGCAUAUUCCUCUCACUUACAUAACAAAUAGGUGCAACUUCACCCAUUGCACUAAUGCAUAUUUACUGGAUCAGAAGUCAGCUGUCAUUGAACUUCCAGAAGAGGUGGAAUGGAUAAAAUUCAAUGUGGACAUGAAUGGCUAUUACAUAGUACACUAUGCUGAAGACUGGAAAACACUGAUUGAUCUCUUGAAAAAAAACCACACUGCUCUGAGUCCUAAAGACAGAGCAAAUUUGAUCAACAAUAUCUUCAACCUUGCACGUCUAGGAAGAGAGUCUCUGGAAAAGGCCUUUGAGUUGAUUGAUUACCUCAACAAAGAGAACAGCACUGCACCACUUACUCAAGCUUUGUUCCAGCUGAGUUUCAUAUACAGCCUUUUAGACAAAAAAGGUGAACAAGAACUGGCAGCACGAGUCAUGCAUAGGAUAGAGCACUUGCUUGGAGAUAAAAUGGAUCAACAGCACUGGACAGAUGAUGGGACCCUGUCUGAACGAGAGCUCCGGUCAACACUGCUGGCUUUUGCCUGCACCCAUGAUAUAAGAAAAUGUAGAACAACUGCGGCUAGGAUGUUUGAGACUUGGAUGAAGUCUAAUGGAACAGUAAGUCUGCCUAGUGAUGUUAUGAAAGCCAUAUUUGCAGUUGGUGCCAAGUCUGAUGAUGGCUGGGAAUUCCUCCUGAAGAUGUAUUUCUCUUCAGUUUCUGAAGCAGAGAAAAGCAAAAUGAUUGAAGCCUUGGCCAGCACAGAAGAUGCCAGAAAGCUGAUCUGGCUAAUGCAGAACAGUCUUGAAGGAGAAAUCAUCAGGUCACAGGAGCUUUCACAUAUCAUAUCAACCGUUAGCCAGAGUUUGCCUGGAUAUUUGCUGGCCUGGGACUUCGUCAAAGAGAACUGGGAAAAGCUUACACGAAAGUUUCACCUAGGCUCAUAUACUAUCCAGAAUAUUAUUACCUGGUCAGCUUCUCAGUUUGCAACAAAGGCACAUCUGCUUGAGGUCAAGUCAUUUUUUGAGUCAAAAUCAGAAGAGAGUUCUCAACUGCAUUGUGUAAAAGAGGCAAUUGACACAAUUCAGCUCAAUAUCCAGUGGAUGGAGAGAAACUUGGCAAAGCUACAAGAACUGCUGUAGUGCAUAUAAUACUGUGCUGUGUCAGCCAUUUAGGAGCUCUGUCAGCAGUUAUUGUGUUUCAUUUGCAAAAGCCAGGGUGAAACGAGGAUCACUGCAACAUUGCACUAUUAAGGAAUCUAGAUUGCUCAGGGCAUGUCUCAGAUAAAUUUUUAUUUUCCUUGAAGCAUUUUGAGCAAUAUAUAAGUACUUACCCUAAAACUGUUUUCAUCUGUUGACCAAACAUCUGCACAAAUGAUUAAAUAUAAUUUUGUAUGUGAAUCUUAUGCCCUUUCCUUUGAAGUUGUGUUAUAGUUUCUUGGCAGAGGGUUAAUACUGACAGGUAAGAAAGAAAGAGUUACCGUGACUUCUUUGCAGGCUGCUCCAUUGAGCAGUGGAUUUUUUCUUAAUGCAAAACUGUAUGUGGUUUCCACAUUUGUAGAUAUAGAAGCUCUUGUGAAACAGAAUUAUAUUUCAGAUAUGUAAGUAGUAGUGAAUGUUAUAAAGUUUAAGAGGCAAAAUAAAUACAAUUCCAAUUCAAUUUAAGUUUGGAUUUUUUAUUUUUGUGGUGUUCUUUAGGAAUUACACACUAAAAAAAAAUCUUAUACUAACAAUAUACAAUUUGAUAUGUAAAACUGGCUGGAUGGUAAUAUGGAAAAGAAGAAACAGCAAAGCCAAGCAUUUUAGAGAUGAGAUUUCCAGAAACAGGGGUGUGGCUUUGGAACUUGUACUCUGAAUUGAUCAGAUAGUUUUGAGAAUCUCAUCAUUAAUUGUUGAACUUUAACUGAUUUUGCAGUAUUGGUCUCUGACCAGCUGCACAGAGUUGUAUUUUUUCAGGUUAGUUCAUCUGUUAGACUGAUACUGAUUUGUGCCCUUUUCACUACUGAUUUUCAAUUUCACCACUUGAUGCAGAGCAUUUGCAGUUGAUAGAUUAGUCAGUCACUUCAUUUUUGUAAGCUUCUGGUCUUUCAUUGCCUGAUAACUUGGAAAUCACAGUGUAAUUUGUCAUCAUUGUUCUCUCUUCAUGGCCUUAGCUUUAGGAAAGCUUCUAAUUUAGAUCCUAACGAUUUGUUUCUCUGCUAUUGUAAAAAAUCUUGCGAGACAAAUCCUCAAAAUCUUUUAAAGAAUAGGAGCUAAAACCCUAAUGUGCAACACUAUAAAGAUACCUGCAGUGCAAUCUGUGUCUUUCAGAAGUGGUGAAAAAAGCCAUUUUGGAGUUACAGUGUAUAUAUAUACUCAAUACAUGCAAGAAUAAACAUACUUUUUAUCUUUUCAUUUCACUA
Messenger RNA from Melospiza georgiana, 4609 nucleotides. It is a transcript of the gene LNPEP, whose product is annotated as leucyl and cystinyl aminopeptidase. The record is from RefSeq and is a predicted model, not a curated record. Gene Ontology annotation, biological process: peptide catabolic process; proteolysis. The transcript is spliced from 18 exons. Gene Ontology annotation, cellular component: cytoplasm. Gene Ontology annotation, molecular function: zinc ion binding; metalloaminopeptidase activity; peptide binding. Lineage: Eukaryota; Metazoa; Chordata; Aves; Passeriformes; Passerellidae. Bases 276 to 3350 code for a protein of 1024 amino acids.